Molecule: messenger RNA, 618 nt
Organism: Trametes versicolor FP-101664 SS1
Lineage: Eukaryota; Fungi; Basidiomycota; Agaricomycetes; Polyporales; Polyporaceae
Exons: 1
Source: RefSeq, a predicted model, not a curated record
AUGCCCACGCCAUACCGCACUCUUGCAGCCCCGUAUCUUUUUCUGGCACUCGCGGCAUCCUCCUUCGUGGUCGUGGAUGGCGUCCUCGUCAAUCGGACCAUCGACGACAACUUGGGGGAUAGUGUCACAGGGGAGCAGCCCACAUACCUCCCCGAUGGCGGGUGGGCCCUCGGUUCAGUAUGCACAACCUGCAAUAUCCAUCCGGGCCUCGUCAACCUCAACAAGACAUUCGACCAGACAUGGCACGACACCACUCACCACCCAGGGGGACCCGAUCAGGUCAUCACUGCGACGUUCUCUGGCGUCGCGGUGUACGUGUUCAACAUCAUCGCGAAUACUGUCGGCGCCACCACGACGCUGACGAACCUGUCCUUCACUCUGGAUGGAGAGCUAGUUGGAUCCUACCUGCAUGCCCCCGACACAAGCACGGACAUAUUAUACAACGUGUCGGUUUACAGCAACACCAGCCUUACCAAUGGGCCGCAUACGCUGGAGAUACAACCUACGGGGCCGUUCAGUUCUCUCAUCCUCUUCGACUACAUUGCGUACACCGUAGACGAAGAAAUCACGACCUCAGCGAGCCCGACACAGAGCCCGUCGUCCUCUCCGUCAACAACU